Molecule: messenger RNA, 894 nt
Organism: Amaranthus tricolor (Joseph's coat)
Lineage: Eukaryota; Viridiplantae; Streptophyta; Magnoliopsida; Caryophyllales; Amaranthaceae
Exons: 1
Coding region: 15-542 (175 amino acids)
Molecular function (GO): acyltransferase activity, transferring groups other than amino-acyl groups
Source: RefSeq, a predicted model, not a curated record
UAUAAACACAAUCAAUGGAGAUAAUCCUAACAAAAAUUAGCAUUAGGCCAUUCAAAAUCACAGAUGUUGAUGAUUUUAUUACAUGGGCAGGUAAUGAUGAAGUGCUUCAAAAUCUAAGGUGGAAAACCAUAAGUUGCAAGGAGGAGGCCUUGGCUUAUAUCAAAGAUGUUUGCAUACCACACCCUUGGAGGAGGUCCAUAUGCAUAGAUGACCGUUCGAUUGGGAUGAUCACGAUUUAUCCCGAAUCAGGCGAUGACAGAUGUCGAGCUCACGUAGGAUAUGCUGUUAGUAAGGAGUAUUGGAACAAAGGGAUUGCUACAAGAGCUUUAAAGCUUGCUACUAAUCAGGUGAUUAAGGAUUAUCCUGAGUUAGUAAGACUACAAGCUUUGGUUAGUGUGGAAAAUAAGGCAUCUCAAAGGGUGUUGGAGAAAUGUGAGUUCCUUAAUGAAAGAUUGUUGAGGAAAUACGCCUAUGUUAAGGGGAAUUUGAAGGAUUUAUUUAUGUUUAGUAUUUUAUCAACAGAGUUACCGUCUAUAGAUUAAUAAUUCGAGUUUUUGUAUUUUUUAUUUUGUUGUAGCCACUUUGCACGUCAAUUGCCAUAUUAUUGGUAUGUUGAUUGAUGACUUUUUAUAAGUCUGUUUGACCAGCUGAAAGUGUUGAUUUUUAGUUGACUUGUUUGACCACUUGAAUGUAUUAUCUGUUUUUAUUGAUUUCUAAGCUUGUUGAAUAAACUAGUUGUUUUAAAAGUUUUUUUUAUGAGGUUAAAUAUUGACUGUUUGUUGUUUAUUAAAAUGUAAAAGCGAUUAACAAACCUAACAUUUUAUUUUAGUUCCGAUAUAAUUCUCAUUUUACACAUGAUCUUUUAAGUAUGAAAAUUUGGAGUGUUGAUGCAAU